AUGGAGACUGGAGACAAAAGGUUGAAAGGAAGUGUAUAUAGCAACCUUGGCAGUGCCUAUGACUCUCUCGGUGAGUACAGGAAAGCAAUCGAGUUUUUUCAAUUGAGCCUAACUAUCGCAAUGGAGACUGGAGACAAAAGGUUGAAAGGAAGUGUAUAUAGCAACCUUGGCAGUGCCUAUGACUCUCUCGGUGAGUACAGGAAAGCAAUCGAGUUUUUUCAAUUGAGCCUAACUAUCGCAAUGGAGACUGGAGACAAAAGGUUGAAAGGAAGUGUAUAUAGCAACCUUGGCAGUGCCUAUGACUCUCUCGGUGAGUACAGGAAAGCAAUCGAGUUUUUUCAAUUGAGCCUAACUAUCGCAAUGGAGACUGGAGACAAAAGGUUGAAAGGAAGUGUAUAUAGCAACCUUGGCAGUGCCUAUGACUCUCUCGGUGAGUACAGGAAAGCAAUCGAGUUUUUUCAAUUGAGCCUAACUAUCGCAAUGGAGACUGGAGACAAAAGGUUGAAAGGAAGUGUAUAUAGCAACCUUGGCAGUGCCUAUGACUCUCUCGGUGAGUACAGGAAAGCAAUCGAGUUUUUUCAAUUGAGCCUAACUAUCGCAAUGGAGACUGGAGACAAAAGGUUGAAAGGAAGUGUAUAUAGCAACCUUGGCAGUGCCUAUGACUCUCUCGGUGAGUACAGGAAAGCAAUCGAGUUUUUUCAAUUGAGCCUAACUAUCGCAAUGGAGACUGGAGACAAAAGGUUGAAAGGAAGUGUAUAUAGCAACCUUGGCAGUGCCUAUGACUCUCUCGGUGAGUACAGGAAAGCAAUCGAGUUUUUUCAAUUGAGCCUAACUAUCGCAAUGGAGACUGGAGACAAAAGGUUGAAAGGAAGUGUAUAUAGCAACCUUGGCAGUGCCUAUGACUCUCUCGGUGAGUCCAGGAAAGCAAUCGAGUUUUUUCAAUUGAGCCUAACUAUCGCAAUGGAGACUGGAGACAAAAGGUUGAAAGGAAGUGUAUAUAGCAACCUUGGCAUUGCCUAUAACUCUCUCGGUGAGUACAGGAAAGCAAUGGAGUUCUAUCAGCUGAGUCUAAAUAUUGCAACAGAGACUGGAAACAGACUUUUGGAAGGAGCCGCAUAUAACAGCCUUGGCAUGUUUUAUGGCUCUCUCUGUGAUUUCAGGAAAGCAAUCGAGUUUCUUCAGCGGAGCCUAACUAUCGCAGCGAAGACUGGAACCAAAAAGUCGGAAGGAACUGUAUAUUUCAACCUUGGCAGGGCCUAUAACUCUCUCGGUGAGUCCAGGAAAGCAAUUGAGUUUUGUCAGCUGAGUUUAACUAUCGCAAAGGAGACUGGGGACAACCAUUCCGAAGCAAUAGGAUAUGGCGAACUCGCUUAUUGUUUUUGUUGUCUUAAAGACUUUCUUGGAGCUGAGGAGUAUUACAGAUCUUCAGUAAGAAUGUUAGAGGAAACUAGGGUCCUCCUUCAAGGGAAAGACGAGUGGAAAAUCAACUUUCGGGAUAAACAUGAUAGUAUUUAUACUAAUUUAAGGCGUCUUCAGUUACGACAAGGCAAGAGCCUUGAAGCGCUCUCUACAGCUGAGGCAGGACGAGCACAAGCUCUCAUGGAUCUCAUGAAAUCGCGAUAUGACGUCAGUAAAUCAAUUUGGUCGUCGUCAGAACAGGACAGGGAACUGAUAAUGUCCAAUUCAAGCCUUAGUUCGUCACCUACGCUUUUUCUAGCAGAAGAAGAAAAACAUGACUUUAAAACAUCAUUGAGUUUCUGGUUAAUUCUAAAUGGACAGCAGUGUCAGAUGAUGCAAAAGGAAAUAAAUGGUAACCUGACAUCAUUGAUUUACCAAACAUACGAAAAUAUUGGUGUAAGGACUGGUGUGAGGUGCAAGCCCUUGAUAUCAGAGCAAGACGACGAGAGUGCUACUUUGAAAACAUUGUAUGACCUGGUUAUCGCUCCAUUUUCAGACCUGAUAAACGGUGAUGAACUCAUUAUUAUCCCUGAUCGUGCAUCAUUCUUGAUUCCUUAUGCUGCCCUCAUGGACCAACGAUCCAGGUAUUUGUCUGAAACGCUGAGAAUUCGAUUGGCUCCAUCAUUAACAAGCUUGCAGCUGCUAGCAGAGUGUACGGAAGGCCACCAUAGUACUUCUGGUGCACUGCUUGUUGGUAAUCCGUGGGUGGAAACUGUACGUAUCAAAGACAACAAACCGUUCCCGCAGCUCCCGGGUGCUGAGAAAGAAGCACAAAUGAUUGGACAGAUUCUUAACACCGAGCCCCUCAUUGGGAAAAACGCUACAAAACACCAAGUUUUGAGCAGGCUUAAUUCAGUUUCUUUGGUGCACCUUGCAGCUCAUGGUUGUCGAGAGACGGGAGAAAUUAUUUUGUCUCCUAAUGUUGCUGAUACUGAAAGACCGAAAGAGGAAGACUUCCUUUUGACAAAGGCAGAUGUUUUGGGUGUACAAUUGCGAGCCAAGCUUGUUGUUUUAAGCUGCUGUUACAGUGGACGCGGAGAGAUCAAAGCCGAAGGCGUGGUUGGAAUUGCACGUGCCUUUUUAGGAGCCGGGGCACGUUCUGUUAUCGCGUCACUGUGGGCGCUGAGCGACGAAGCCACUCUGGAGUUUAUGAAACACUUUUAUGAACAUUUGGUAGAAGGGAAAAGUGCAAGUAAGUCGCUUCAUCAGGCCAUGAAAUGGAUGCGAGAGUCUGACAAGUUCAAUGCGGUGCAGUACUGGGCGCCAUUCGUGCUGAUUGGCGAUGACGUGACAUUG
Messenger RNA from Porites evermanni, 2754 nucleotides. Lineage: Eukaryota; Metazoa; Cnidaria; Anthozoa; Scleractinia; Poritidae. The record is from the annotation of a GenBank genome assembly.